AUUUUACAGACUGUAGCGUCGUUGCCAUGGGCAACAUCACCGAGGCUACACAGUUUAUUUGGCAAAAUCAAUGUUACACGGUAACUCUUCUGCUCUGCAUUCAUAUCCAAACCGUGUUGCUCAGCGCGUAACGGAUGUCCACCUUUACAUUCUUUUAAAAACGAUGACGUCAUCUUUAAAAAAAAGGACAGCUGGCCGUGAAUUAAUCGUGUUAGCCGAUUAGCUUGCUAGCUAGCGUUAGCGCAUCUGCAUAAUCCCCUGCUUUCAGAUAAUCUCAGUCCUAAUUUGCACCGGUUUCGUCCUGUAAUUUAACCUUAUCUAGAUUUUCUUUUACCAAUUGUAAGCGAACAUAAUCAUAGUCGGAUAUAAACAGCACCCCGUAAUCUGGUCAAAACCAAAGAGUCGCCGGAUUUUUCUGUUAUUCCCCGACAAAGUGAGGACGAGGUGAAGGCUGAAGAUGGAGAUCCACCUUAACAGAGUCGAUUAUGUUCAGGUUGGAGUGACAUCUCAAAAAUCUAUGAGACUUCUUCCAGCUUUGGGGAAAAAGGCAACUCAAAAGGUUGCCAUUGCUGAUCACGAUGGGAUUCUGACAUGUUUUGGGAUGAAGAAGGGGGAGGCAGUGCCUGUGUUUAAAACACUCCCGGGCCAGAAGAUCUGUAGGAUGGACCUUGGAGGUGCUCUUGGGACUCCUCGGGAGAAGAUCUUUGUCUGCUCCGGCUCUCAGGUUCGAGGAUUCACCAAGAAAGGCAAACAAUUUCUCACCUUUGAAGCCAAUCUUACUGAAAGCAUCAACGCCAUGUAUGUCUCAGGUGCUGACCUUUUUGUGUGUGCAAGUUACAUUUACAAUCACUACUGUGACUGCAAGGAUCAGGACUACUUCCUGUCUGGAGACAAAAUCAAUGAUAUCACUUGUGUGUCCUCGGAAAAGCUCCCUCACCUCACGCCGGUCUUGGCAUGUCAAGAUCGAGUUCUGAGAGUCUUGCAGGGCUCCACACUUGCCUAUGACAUUGAAGUCCCCGGUCCUCCAUCAGUCCUGGAACUGUACAAUAAAGAUGCAGGGGAGGAGGUCCUUUAUGGAACUACAGAUGGAAGACUUGGACUUGUCCAGAUUGGCGAGCACUCCGCUGUGGCCAAGUGGGAAAUUGAUAAUGACAAUAAAAAAGGGGGGAUUCUCUGCGCCGACGCGUACGACAUCGUUGGAGACGGCGUGAAUGACAUCCUGGUGGGCAGAGAUGAUGGGACGGUGCAGGUUUAUGGCUUUGACAGUUCCAAUGAGCCCACCUUACGCUUUGAGCAUGUUUUGUCUGAGAGUGUGACCUCCAUCCAGGGAGGCUGUGUGGGGAAAGAGUCUUAUGAUGAGGUUGUCACUGCCACUUAUACAGGAUGGGUGACUGGUUUGACCACUGAAUCGCAAAAAACUGAGGCUGCUGCUGGAGAUGAGUUUAGGAUGAGCAAAGAGACACAGUCUAAAGUGGAAGCACUGAGAGCGGAGCUGGAACAGCUGCAGGGGAAAGUCCUGCAGGGACGUGAGCAGUACCAGCAGACCACUCAGUCCAGCACAGCCGUCUCUGCUGUGCCCGUGUUCAGCAUCAAUGACAAGUUCACUCUCUGCCAGGACGAUGCGAGCUACAGCCUCACUCUGGAGGUCCAGACUGCCAUCGAUAAUCUGCUGCUUCAGAGUGAUGUUCCCAUUGAUCUGCUGGAUGUGGAUAAGAACUCGGCCGUUGUCAGUUUCAGUGAAUGUGACCCUGAGCAACCCAACGGUAACUUUCUCCUGGCCACAUACAGAUGUCAGGCCAACACCACCAGACUGGAACUGAAGGUGAGGUCUAUUGAGGGACAGUAUGGGACCCUGCAGGCUUACAUAACCCCCAGGCUGCAACCCAAGACCUGUCAGGUUCGCCAGUACCAGAUCAAGCCUCUGUCCCUCCACCAACGCACCCACAGCAUCGACCCAGCCAGACCCAUGAACCGUCUUAGCCUGGUGGGGCAGUUCAGUUUUGCAGAGAUCCACUCCUGGGUGGUUUUCUGUUUGCCAGAGGUGCCAGAAAAAACACCUGCUGAAGACGACAUCACUUUCUAUUUUCGCAAUACUUUUCUGGGCACACAGCUUGAAGCCACCUACUGCAAAGGCGAAGGUCACUUCCAGUCCGACAACAUCUCUACUAUUUCUAUUCUAAGUGAUGUUCUCUCUAAAGAAGCAACCAAAAAGAAAAUCAAUCUCAACAUUUCUUAUGAUAUCAAUGAUGACUCGGUGAGCCACACUCUCAGAAUGAUUCAUCCAAAGUUGGAGUACCAGCUGCUGUUGGCUAAAAAGGUCCAGCUUGUUGAUGCUCUGAGAGAGCUUCAGGUUCAUGAGGGAAACGCCAGUUUUCUCAUACCAGAGUAUCGAAGCAUCUUGGAUGAAUCUGCCAGUCUUCUGGAGGAAUACAAGAAGCAGCCAGCACAUCUGGAGAGGCUUUAUGGAAUGAUCACUGACCUCUUCAUUGAUAAAUUCAAGUUCAAAGGCCAGAAUGUGAAAACAAAGGUGUCAUCUCUGUUGGAGAUUCUGGAUAACUAUGAUCUAAACUCUCUGUUAGAAUUUUUCAAUGAUGUUUGAGGUUGGAUGAAAUAAAAUCCAUUCACGUGUUCUGCUUCUAUGUUGCAUCUUUAUGUAAUGACAGUUAUAGUUUGUGUCAUGGUGCCAUGCUGUUUUCAGAAGCUGUCGGUUUCACAAUCCACAAUUAUUUCUGCUUAAAUCCAGACUUUAUAAAUUCCUCCAGGUAGUUAAUACAGACUCCUCUUUUUCAUUUAAUAACAUAUCACAGGUUCAUAGACAGAAAUCAAAGCUAAACGGACUGCAUUUCUAUAUGAAAAUCUCUGUGAGAAACUAUUUAAAAAUGAAAUAGUCAAAAGAUGUCAUAUGAUUUUUUAAAGAUCAGACCAUAUUAAACUAUGUAGAAAUG
Molecule: messenger RNA, 2945 nt
Organism: Oryzias latipes (Japanese medaka)
Lineage: Eukaryota; Metazoa; Chordata; Actinopteri; Beloniformes; Adrianichthyidae
Gene: bbs7
Product: Bardet-Biedl syndrome 7
Biological process (GO): non-motile cilium assembly; intracellular transport; intracellular protein localization
Cellular component (GO): neuron projection; membrane; axoneme
Source: RefSeq, a predicted model, not a curated record